Messenger RNA from Pseudomassariella vexata, 4191 nucleotides. RefSeq lists its product as uncharacterized. The transcript is spliced from 2 exons. The record is from RefSeq and is a predicted model, not a curated record. The coding region runs from base 242 to 3883 and encodes 1213 amino acids. Lineage: Eukaryota; Fungi; Ascomycota; Sordariomycetes; Amphisphaeriales; Pseudomassariaceae.
CUCUGCAACCACACACCAACCUCGACCGACCCAACCCCUUUCCUUUCGACGUUGACGAUUGCCUUACCUGCUCAAUUACAACCCUCGACCGGCCAAUUGAUCAUUCUCGAGCCGCUCUUUCCCUCUUUAUCCCCCCCGACCCCGCCAUUCAAGCAAGUGGCAUUGGGUAAUUGCAUGUCUCAGCAGGCCACAUGCUGUGCCCCACUCCGAGCAUAGCCAACACUCUGAAUUGCCUCUCAAUAUGGAGCAAGAUGCACCCAAGCGACGAGACCGACUGAUGGGCAAGUUCUUCGGUGGCAAAGAUAAGGACAGAAAGUAUACGUCCGAGCAGAGUGCCAAUGACAUCUCCGCCUUCCUUGGCAACUCGGACAAGCUCCAGAUCUCGCAUCCUCCACCGCCCCCUCCUUCGCAGGGCCACCGAGAAUAUGAAAGACAACAGCCGACCCUCGCUCUCGACACCAGCCGGGCCACCAGGUAUCCAGCCGCUCUGGAUGUCGAGAACAACCGAUCGCAGCAGAGUCUGGCCUAUCGCACGCGGUCACACAGUCCUCCACGGAGGAAGAAUAAGGGUCUGGUGGUGCGGUUCGCGGAUAGCUACCCAGAGAUCAUCGGCGAGGGCGGUGAUGAGUGUCAGACGGUAGUGGCAGAGAUUGGCAAGCGAAAGAGAUCCAAGUCAGCGCCCACUUCGGCGCCGAUUCCCCCUACUAAACAGGGGCAUGAGUAUGCGAGACAGGUUGGGGCCUUCCAGGAGGUGAAGCCCAGCCGCGAUGAGGGUUUCGUGCCAGGUCCGAUACGGAGGACGCAAACCGGCUUUUCGACCGUAUCCGAUCUCAGAGACGAGUCUGCCUCGGCUCCGGCUCCGGCUCCGCCCAUGCCAACACCACCGCAACCCCGAACUGUUCCUGCGGGCGAGACGAGUCGAUCCCGUUUCCUCGAUUCGUCCAACCGCAAGGAUGAAAACCGCCGCUCCUUCAUCGAGCUCCAUCAGCAGGAGCAGAGGCAGGCCGAAGGGAUAGCAUUCGCGCAAGCAAUGAGGUCCACAGGUGAAAACUCGCAACAUGAAUGGGAUGACCAGGGCCAGGCUUCCUCUCCUGAAACCCAACGAGAUUCCCCAGCCCAGACACAUCGCAAGGAAAUACCAGCUGCCAUGGAUGAAUAUUCCUCAGGUGCGUCCAGAUCACAGUCCACAAAAGUGCCCGCUUCGCGAGGUCCAGGGCACGAACCGCCCACACGAUCCCAAUCGACUCGCGCGCAAAUGUCGCCGCCGAUGCCGGAUGAUUACACGCGAACACAACCGCCUCUCGCACCUCCAAGAAACCCAGCUCGCAGGUCUCCAUUCUCGCCUGUUCCCCCGUAUGAUCACAAUGCGUCCUCGCGGGGGCCGUCGCCGGUACCACCUCCAUACCCCCAGGAGGCGCCACCAGUCUUCAGAAAUGAGUCACUCAGGUCACAACGCACAAUAUCACCAGAUGAACUUCGCCUGAAUACAAGCACGAGCAAUUUGGUCGACAGUCCUUCCUCGACGUACUCCCAGUCUAUGUACUCCACCCCAGAUCUUUCCCAUAAGGCAACGUUCGGCUCCCAAUCGCCGGAGAAACCCAAUCGACAAUUCCACGACAUUGUGGUCGCUGCUGGCGAGGAUGCCUACGAAGACUUCAUAGAGCGAACGAAGCAUUUAUAUGAGUUAUUUCGGUUGCAUGCAGAACAGUUCAGGGCAUUGGGAAGCUGUCAACCAAUGGAGUUGUGCCGGGCUGCGCUGUGGUGGUUCUUGAAAGGCCGGACAUCACUCGAGACUGCUAUCAGGAGUCAGGCUAAUUCUGACGAUCAAAAGAACUUGAUGACCAAAUAUCAGGCAUACACGGAUCUGACGAAGGGAUACUGGCUUACGGAGCUCGCGCUGCCCGAAAUCGCAGAUGGCAAGUAUAGUCCCGUUGAAGGCGAGCUGGGUGAAAUCAGGCAAACUCUCAAGGCGAACUUGAAGAAGCUGGCCGUCUCAAUGAAGCGAAAUGGAUUCCUUCCACCAGAAGAGCCUUUCAUGCCUCAACACAUGGACAAAGCCAUCUGGGUGCAAUACCCAGCAUUGAGCCAAGACGUAGUGUCCAUGCUCAAUGGCAACUGGGGCUCAGUGCUCGCUGCCAGCAGGCAAUCUUCGCGCACCCUUGAGGCCCUCGAGGCUCUGCCGAUUGGCGACACGCCACAGUAUUUCAGUUACGGUCGGGUGCCGGCUGAGGUUUACCUAAUGGAACAGGGCAUGGAGUCCAUGGACACGUGCUUCUCUUGCAUUUUGUCCAUUGUUCGUCCGACGCACGAAUCCAACCUGGUGUUCAUCGUGGCGAGCCAGAACGGGUCCGUCGGGUUGAAGAUUCAGUCUGACAAGAAUGUGGGGGCUAGCUGGGAUAGCGUCAGAUGGAGAUCAGACUCUAACACUCUCGAGGUCAAGAUGCCGCGGGGCUUCAUCCUUGCCAUCAAGUGCUCUCAACAGGACUUCAGGAUGCUUUGGAACAUAUUCGACUUCGGUGCCAAGGUCCAAUCAUAUUUGUACCCGCGGAAAGAAGAGGCACCCAACUUCCGCACCAAGUUACGGGGAUUCCAUUACUUCGACGCGGACCCAAAGUCGAGAACGUUCCCCAAGGAGCCGGUGGGGCAAUGCGAAGUGGCGAUUUUCGAGCGAAUCCUCAAGGAAGGUAGCCCGACGGGUCCACGCAAUUUCCACCGAGGUUUCAGGCUGGCUGUCGUGACAGGGCCGAAGACGAGAACUCUCAGUGGUGUUACUCAUUUCUACACGCCACAAAUGCCUAUACAGUUCGCGUAUCUGCGCGGGGAGCAACGGGAGCCCAUGCUACAGCUAGCAUACAAGGACACCAAGGACAACUGCCGGAUGGUUCUAUCAUUCAAUGACGACGGAGAGCGGGAAAAGCUCGUCAGUCUUUUGAAAGGGACGUACGUUCAUCACGAUGAAGAGGUCAUUGCCGAGGUUACCAUGCAAGGAUUCAACGUGACGGAGGGAUUGGGCGACACCAAGGGGGGCUUCCCAGCUCUUCAGAAGUUGCCAUGGCAGAUUGCGCGCAUCAUCAACGACAGAUACUCCGGUGAUGUCUCGCCAACGGUUCUGGCGGAGAAGCUGAGGCUGGAAAUCGACUCGUUGGAUAGCCAGGGCGCUCCUGUGGGCACCAUCACCGACAGGAUCAACAUGGCACCCGGCGAGUUCAAGGUCAGGCUUGAUACAAAGGACAUCUUGGCAUUGCAAGUCCUGCGCCACCCUCAACUGGAUAUGACGGUUUCUAUCAUGGAUAAGCCGGGACUAACAGAUGCACCACGGGAGUUCACGGCCUUGCAAAACUCGAUUGCCCGAUCAGAGACAGUUAGGACAUAUAGAUUCUCGAGCUUCAGAGACCUGCAUGCUUUCCAAGCGGCAAUCACUGGAUACAACGUGCUUUUCGACGGUGUUGCCAGCAGUCUGAAUAUCGCGCGGCGCCGCAUGGUGGUGCCUGUCUACAAGAAGUGGGAGUCUGGCACCGCGCGCAUUCAAGUUGUACAAUCGGAGAAGACGGUCCAGCUCCUGGCUUUCUUUGAGAACUGGUCGCAUGGGCAGUGCAUGGGCUUCGUGCUUAAGGGAACGGAUGUUUUCGAAAGCUCGGGCCGCGGUCACAAGUCUCAGCUGAAGAUGGUGGACUGCAAGUUCCCGCUGCCAAAGAUUCCGGAUGAGGAAGGCACUAAGACGGACGACAUGGCAUUUGUGUGUCUCGACAUGCCGGACUAUGCGGGCGAACAUGAUGACAUCACCAUUGUGUUUGAGGACGAGAAUGAGAGAGAUCGCUUAUGCUCCUGUCUGCCAGCGCCCGUGAAGGGAGCGCGGGCAACCAAGGUCGGGUCGAAGGGCUAAAAGUCUUCACUCAGAUCUCAGGGUGGGGCGUGUUUGAAUCAGACAGAAAAAAUUAGUGCUACUAUCCAAUGAAUGAUGGAACGAGGCAAAUGACAAAUUACGGAGAGCGGACCGGGCGAUGAAAAAGAGUUAAUGGUCAAUUUUCGAUUCGCUCAAGAGAAAGAACAAAGGCUUUGCAUUGUAUCAACGAGAAGAUACCCCUAGUGGUUUACAGAAGAGGAGCAGAGUUGCUGUGUGCGUAGUGCUCCAUGUCGCCUCGCUCGCUUCGAGUGGUGCGUAUCAUGGGAGUAUUGGUGUGAGCGGGUAGA